Messenger RNA from Thlaspi arvense, 282 nucleotides. Lineage: Eukaryota; Viridiplantae; Streptophyta; Magnoliopsida; Brassicales; Brassicaceae. The record is from the annotation of a GenBank genome assembly.
GUUUUUAUGAGCAAUCCACGAGGUUGAAAUCACAUUCUUAUACAUAAUACAUCGCCUCUCUCUUUAAUCGCCAAACUUUAUAAUUUUCCGAAAAUGCAGGUGACGGGAGAGUUUGAUAAGUAUCAAAUGACGAAGAAACUGAAGAAGAUAUAUGAAUAUGUUGACAUUAUCGCACUUGAACAAGAUGGAGAAUCGAAGGAAAAACCGAUUCCGGUUAAGAAGCCUGAACCAAUAGUGAAGAAGACCUCAUCUUUCCGUCGUUGGAAGAUAGGUUUCUUUUAA